This is a messenger RNA of Scheffersomyces amazonensis, 1534 nucleotides long. Its product is annotated as cleavage polyadenylation factor subunit. The coding region runs from base 40 to 1515 and encodes 491 amino acids. Gene Ontology annotation, molecular function: polynucleotide 5'-hydroxyl-kinase activity. The transcript has a single exon. Gene Ontology annotation, biological process: tRNA splicing, via endonucleolytic cleavage and ligation. NCBI's taxonomy places the organism in Eukaryota, Fungi, Ascomycota, Pichiomycetes, Serinales, Debaryomycetaceae. Gene Ontology annotation, cellular component: nucleus; mRNA cleavage factor complex. The record is from RefSeq and is a predicted model, not a curated record.
AUUACUACUAACUAAUAUAUAAAUAUAUAUAUACAAACCAUGUCAAUUCCAGGAUUUGGUGGCGGUAUAGAACCGAUAGAAAAUACUAGUGGAGAAUGGACUACAGUUGAAGUAACAGGAUUUUCUGAAUGGAGAGUUGAAGUACCUCACCGGACUAUACUUAAAUUUAAAGUUAUUGAUGGAAUUGGAGAAAUAUUUGGGACUGAAUUACCAUUAAAUGUUGAAUUACAAGUUUCUGGAGUUAAGUAUGCCGUAUAUGCCCCUUUAUCUUCUGGAUUUAAAUUGGAAUAUAAAACAUUAGCCAAUAAAUCUGUUAUGACUAAUGAAGAUGAAGAAAUUUCCGAUUAUAUCAGUAAUGAAACUCAAGCUCAUCAAGCAUAUAUUAAUUUACAUCUUGGAUUACAAACUAUUCGUCAAGAAAUUAGAGAUUAUAAUAUAUUAAAUCCUCAGGAUGUUAAAAAGGGACCUCGAGUAUUAAUAAUUGGGAAUCCAAAUUCAGGUAAAACUAGUCUAGCUAAGAUUCUUUCAUCAUAUGCCAAUAAAAUGGAUAGUACUCCAGUAUUGGUUAAUUUAAAUCCUCGUGAUGGAGUAUUUAGUCUUCCUGGAUCUAUAUCAGCCACUCCAAUAAGUGAUUCUUUAGAUAUAGAAAGUGCUAAUGGAUGGGGAUUCACAACUACUUCAGGUAGUUUAAUUCAUAACCCAAAACAACCAAUAGUGAAAAAUUAUGGAUUUUCAUCAAUUAAUGAAAAUUUAGAUUUAUAUAAAUAUCAAAUAUCUAAAUUAGGAGUCACUGUCUUAUCUAGAUUAGAAGAAGAUAUAACCAUUAGAAAUUCCGGAAUAAUUAUUGAUACUCCAUCAUUAACAAUUAAAGAUAUUACUAUUAUAGAAAAUAUAGUAUCUGACUUUGAAGUAAAUAUAAUAGUAGUAAUGGGUAAUGAACGAUUAUUAAAUGAUUUAAAAAAGAAAUUUAAACAUAAACUAGAUUCUCAAUUACAAGUAAUAAAAGUACCUAUUAGUGGAGGUAUUGCUGAAGUAGAUGAUUCAUUUAUUAGAAGAAGUCAAGAAGAAACUAUAAAGGAAUAUUUUAAUGGUAAUUAUAAAACAAGAUUAUCUCCAUUUAAAACCGAUAUAGAUGCCAAAGAUUUAACAAUUUUUAAGGGAGUACUUUCACUGGAUAUUGCUUCUACAUUAUCAUUUUUACCUUCUGCUGAUUCAUAUGCGGCUGAUGAAUCUGAUGAUAAAGAUGAUAAAGAUAAAACUGAUGAUAGUUUAACUAAAUAUUAUUCAUUAUUAACUGAGCCAAGUUCAUCAAAUUUAGAUAAUUCAAUUAUGGCAAUAACCCAAUUACCUCAAACAAGUAAUCCUGGUAAGGAUUUACUUAAUACAAGUAUAUUGGGAUAUGUACAUAUAUCUAAAUAUGAAGAUGACAAACAUAAAAUGAAGAUCUUACUCCCCUUCCCAGGAGCAUUCCCUAAAAAUGUAUUAAUAUCAACCAAUAUUGGUUUUAAUGAAUAAUAUAGAAUAAUAAUAAAUA